This is a messenger RNA of Anopheles moucheti, 1597 nucleotides long. Its product is annotated as retinol dehydrogenase 12-like. The record is from RefSeq and is a predicted model, not a curated record. Lineage: Eukaryota; Metazoa; Arthropoda; Insecta; Diptera; Culicidae. The transcript has 5 exons. Bases 510 to 1469 code for a protein of 319 amino acids.
AAACCCCGCAUGUAAACUAACAUACAUCACCCGAAGCAUAUUUUUGGCCUUGAGCCAGAGGCACAGCUCAUAACAAGGCAUCCGUACACAUGUGAAACCCAUUGUUCACGUCGACCUAAACGUUUCAUUGCCAAGUUCGUUCACUGCUUUACACGCGAAAAGAUUAUAUUUCGAUCUAUAAUCCACCCCCUCCCAUUUGACCCAACUAAGAUAAGGUUUCGGAAACGUACGUACAAAUACGGCCGAACACGAAUGAACAAGACGAGCAUUAUAAUCACCACUCUGUGUGUUUGUGUAUGGAAAGGCUUCUUUCUAUCGGCAUUCGGUGUGCCGUGGCGCGGUAGCACAAAAAACAUUACAAUCCGAGCACGUGUAGCAUGAGGUUUCGCGUUUGGUCAUACUUGUCGUUCAUAUAGUCAGCCGUUGGGUAGAGGUAGAAGCAGGCCACAUCAUCGCAGCAAUAAGCUCCAUGUCAUGAACAGUUGAAAGAAUAAAGCAGUGCGAACAACAUGUUGCUGUGUGUCGUAAUAGGAGUGACUGUGGCGGUUCUAAUCUACAAACUGGCCAGGCUUAUCAUCGAAGGCGGUCAAUUUCGAAAGAAUACUCGCUGUGAUGGAAAAGUAAUUCUCAUAACGGGUGCUAACACCGGGAUCGGUAAAGAAACGGCCCGAGAAUUGCUGAAGCGAGGCGGAAAGGUGUACAUCGCUUGCAGAUCGCUGGAGCGUGCUAACGAGGCUCGAAAUGAUAUUGUUGCACAAACAGGUUUGAGUGACCUUCACGUGCGCAAACUGGAUCUUGCGUCGAUGGAAUCGAUCCGGAACUUUGUAAAGAGGUUUCUGGAAGAAGAAAAACGAUUAGAUCUUCUGAUCAAUAAUGCGGGCGUAAUGGCAUGCCCAAAGUCACUCACUAAAGACGGUUUCGAACAACAAAUUGGAGUGAACCAUCUUGGACAUUUUCUGCUCACGAAUUUACUAAUCGAUCGACUAAAGGCAGCAGCGCCCAGCCGAAUUAUCAAUUUGUCCAGCCUUGCGCACAAGUACGGCAAGAUCAAUCGGAAGGAUUUGAACAGUGAGCAUUCGUACAACCAAGUGACUGCCUAUUGCCAAAGCAAACUAGCCAAUGUGCUGUUUACUCGUGAACUGGCCAAACGGCUUCGAGGUAUGGGCGUAAACGCGUACGCAGUUCAUCCCGGAACUGUCGACACGGAUCUUCCCCGUCACAUGGGUUCCCUAUUUUUCCUAUUUGAUCACAAACUGGUGAAACCGCUACUACAGGUGGCUUUUAAAACGCCACUUUCUGGGGCUCAGACCACGCUCUAUACAGCACUGGAUGAGGAUUUACAAGAGGAAAGCGGCAAGUACUAUGCCGACUGUCGAGAGCAAAAACUAAGCGAGUACGCACGGAACGACGAAUUGGCUGCAUGGCUUUGGGAGGAAAGCGCACGAAUGACCUGUCUAAGCGGAGAUUAAAUCACGAAUAGCAUGUGAAAACCCAUUUUUGGUAGAUAUGAUUCACGGGUAUGUUUCUCUGUCGCUCUCUCUAUCUUUCUUUUUGUUAACCGAACGCAUCGUAGGUGCGCAAUAAACACUGCUUCGUU